UCAAGUGUCUCAUAAUUUACUGAGCUACACUAGAGUGAAAGGAUUAAACAGUAGUUUUUCAAGUCGAGGUUUUCAAGUUUCAAAUGCUGCGAGUCUCUCUCAUUUUUGGAGUAUUUCUCCAUACCAUCAGCAUCGUGCGGGGUUAUCCUGGUAAUUUCUGUAGUAACAAGGUCAACGGUAACUACCCUGAUUCAGCUAAAUGCAAUGGUUACAUCGCAUGCUCCAAUGGCAUCACCUAUCACAUGCCAUGCCCUGCAGGUUUAGUGUGGAAUAAGGUCCAAAAGAUGUGYGAUUGGAAGCGUAAUGUUCCUCCUCCAUGCGGCACUCUGACCUUAAUAACGAGUUCUCCUACACCUGGACCUGUUACAACGCCUGCACCUGAUAGCUUUACCUGUGCUGGUAAAACCGAUGGUAACUAUCCUGAUCCAAACAAUUGUCAUGGUUACAUCGCAUGUGCCAAUGGCAUCAAAUAUCACAUGCCAUGUCCUGCCGAACUAAAAUGGAAUGAUCGACAAAAGAGAUGUGACUGGCCAAAAUAUGCGUAUCCUGCUUGUGGGGUCUCAUCCAGUUCAGGUCCUUCUUAUUCAUGUAAAGUACAAGUCAUCUCAAACAACUUUUGCAGUGGAAAGGCAAACGGAAACUACCCAGACCCCAGUAAUUGUCAUGGUUACAUAGCCUGCUCCAAUGACCUAAUAUAUCACAUGCCAUGCCCUGCUCAACUGAAAUGGAACGACCGUCAAAAGAGAUGUGACUGGCCAAAACAUGCCUAUCCUGCUUGUUCCGGGGUUACACCAACACCAACAAUUGCACCAACUACGAUUUCAGGAGGAGUUGGGGGUAAUUUCUGUCAAAAAAAAGCUAAUGGAAACUACCCUGAUCCCAACAAUUGUUUCGGAUACAUUGCUUGCUCCAAUGGCUUUACAUAUCACAUGCCAUGUCCAGCUAGUCUAAAGUGGAAUGAUAAUCAGAAGAGGUGUGAUUGGCCAAAAUAUGCCAACCCUGGGUGCUCUGGAGCCCAUCAAUGGCCGUGUUAUAUCUGCGUCUGUCCAAAUGGAAACUGUCAAAGUAAUUUCUGUAGUAACAAGGUCAACGGUAACUACCCUGAUUCAGCUAAAUGCAAUGGUUACAUCGCAUGCUCCAAUGGCAUCACCUAUCACAUGCCAUGCCCUGCAGGUUUAGUGUGGAAUAAGGUCCAAAAGAUGUGUGAUUGGAAGCGUAAUGUUCCUCCUCCAUGCGGCAAUCUAAACAUCGUACCAACAACGUCUUCUAGUUGUAGUGAUAUUCUGUCAGUUGAAUGCUGUGAUGUAAUACAAGCCAGAAAUGACUGUGGAGGCGUGGUUGGUCUCUACUGCAGAAAGUCAUGCAAGAGAUGUUGAGCAUCAAACAACUAAAUGAUCCACUUCAUUCGCCUCUGACUAGUCUUUACACAAAUGGAACACUAGAUAGUACAUCAUCCUAGGUACUACACCAACGUCAAUACGUCAUUAGAAAAUCUUAAAUACUUACAUGUCUGUUCAAAUAAACUGAAACAAUUGCAUGGACGCUUUCGCGUAACCUUAAUCUCUUAGUCCUAGUCUACGAAUUUACCUUUCAAAAUAGCCCAAUACUGUCUCUUUUUACACCCUAAACACAUACUGAGUAAUAUAGAAAAAGAUAGCAAUAUUAAAAUUGACGAAAGAAAAAUUGAAAUAAUAAACUAAACGUUUCACGAUCA
Messenger RNA from Actinia tenebrosa (Australian red waratah sea anemone), 1714 nucleotides. RefSeq lists its product as uncharacterized. The record is from RefSeq and is a predicted model, not a curated record. Gene Ontology annotation, molecular function: chitin binding. NCBI's taxonomy places the organism in Eukaryota, Metazoa, Cnidaria, Anthozoa, Actiniaria, Actiniidae. Gene Ontology annotation, cellular component: extracellular region.